AUGCGUGCAGUCGUGCCAUUGGUGUCUCUGUCGCUCUGGCAGCAAGCACUGGCAGCCGGUACCAAUUUUCUGGACCAUGCCGAGCUGCUUUCCGGAGUCGAAGACUCGGCCUGGUUCGAGAGAAACAUCCCGCUGAUAGAAGUGCCAAGCACGCAGAUCCAAGAUGUCUACUACUAUCGCUGGCAGACCUACAAGGAGCACCUGGCUUACACGGGAGCUCAGCACGGCUACCUUGCCACCGAGUUCCUUCACCCAGCCUCGUACGGCGCACCAUUCGGCGGCAUCGUCGCCGCCGCCGGGCACCAUAUCACAGAGGGUCGAUGGCUUCGAGACGCCACCUACGGCCAGGACCUCGUCAACUAUUGGCUCGCUGGCCCCGGGCAGCUCCCCAAGCCCGCGACAGACAAUGUCAACAAGGAUACGUACGACUGGGCCCACGAAUACAGCUUUUGGGCUGCAAGUGCUGUUUGGAAGCAAUAUCUCAUCACGGGAGAUCGAAACUUUACGACAGGCCAUCUCGACAACCUCGUCAAACAGUACCGCGCCUGGGACAGCCACUUCAACCCCGACCUCGGACUAUACUGGCAAGUUCCCGUCUGGGACGCCACUGAGUACACGGCGGCAUCCUACGAAUCCCCGAGCGGUGACGCCUACCAUGGCGGAGCCGGCUACCGUCCAACCAUCAAUGCCUACCAAUACGGUGACGCUCGUGCGAUUGCCGCGGUCGCAUCACUGACUGGGGAUGUCGAGCUGCAGAUGGAGUAUGAGCAGCGCGCUGAAUCUCUACAGAAAGCGCUUGAGGCCCACUUGUGGAACGAGAAUCAGCAAUUCUUCAUGCAUCGCGAUCGUGAUUACCAGCAAAAGCUGCUGGAGGAUCGCGAGAUCAUGGGCUUUCUCCCCUGGAUGUUCAACAUGCCUUCCAGCAACUUCUCAACGGAACCCUUCAAGCAGUUGAUGGACAAUGAAGGGUUCGCAUCAACGUACGGGCCAACGACUCUUGAGCAAAGAAGCAAGUGGUACAUGUAUGAAGCCGACGGCUGCUGUCGCUGGGACGGCCCCUCGUGGCCAUUUGCCACCUCGCAAACUCUCGCUGCCGUCGAGACCUUGCUGCAUGAAUAUCAGCAAAGUACAAUCACGUCGUCAGACUACGUCAAUCUUCUAGAGACAUACGCAAAGACACUUUACAAAGACGGAAAGCCGUACGUUGCCGAAGCGCAUCAUCCAACCGAAGACAGGUGGAUUUACGACGGACGGGAUCACAGCGAGGACUACAACCAUUCAACAUUUGUUGACAAUGUUCUCGCCGGCCUUUUGGGACUACGUGGUCAGUCCGAAAACUCCUUGACCAUUCGCCCUCUGGUGCCCUCAUCGUGGGCUUACUUUGCCAUCGAAAACCUGGCCUAUCACGGCCGCAGCCUUACUGUGCUGUGGGACGAGUCGGGCACUCGAUACAACCAAGGUAAGGGUUUCAAGGUGUUUAUUGAUGGAAGCAUUGUCCUCGAACGCGACUAUGUCGAGGAAGCGACUGUCAAGGUUACUCCCGCUAUCCCCGUGCCCCCGGCAGCAAAGGUAAACAUUGCUGCAAACACGCAGGGAUUCGCAGAGCUGUCCCAGGCUUUUGCCUCGUACACAUCCCCAUUCGACGACCCGAUGCGCGCCAUUGACGGCAACAUCUGGAGGACAGCCGUUCCUUCCAACACCCGAUGGACCUCGUACCAAAGUCCCAACGCGACAGACUAUUUCGGAGUUGAUCUCCGCCAGACGCAGUCCGUGUGCGAUGUCCGACUCUACUUUUACGACGACGACGACGGUGUCCGCAUCCCGGACAGCUACGACCUGCAGUACCUGCAGCAAAACGGAAGCGCAGAAUGGGCGAGCGUGCCGGGCCAACGACGCAGCAAGACGCCAACCUCAUCCAACGACGAGAUCCGAGUGACGUUUCCAGCCCUCGCAGCCUCGCAGCUCAGGGUCCUGGCGCCAAACCCAUCGGCCGGAAAGGGCUGGGGCCUGUCCGAGUUGCAGGUCUGGACCGCGGCCAUUUUCAAGAUCCGCAACGCGAACAGCGGAAAGCUCAUGGGCGUCGACCAGCAGCUGCUCGUGGCCCCUGGCGCUCACGUCCAGCAGCGCGACGAUGCCGGCGCGCGGGAACAGUUCUGGGAGUUCGUGCCGGCGACCGGCGGCUGGAGCAAGAUCAGGAAUCUAAACAGCGGCCUCUUGCUCAUGGUCGCCUCGGACGAGAACAGCGCGAAUCUGAUGCAGGAUGACGACGGGGACACGCAGCACUGCCUGUGGAAGGUGGAGUCGCAAGGAAACGGCCAGUUCCUGAUACGGAAUAGAGGUAGUGGAAAGGUUGCGGGCGUCGAUGGCAUGUCUUUGAGCGACGACGCGAGCGUUGUGCAGUUUGAUGACAACGGCACAAAGGACCACCUGUGGGACAUAUUGCCCGCUGCGAUUGAGGGGUGCUAA
Molecule: messenger RNA, 2466 nt
Organism: Akanthomyces muscarius
Lineage: Eukaryota; Fungi; Ascomycota; Sordariomycetes; Hypocreales; Cordycipitaceae
Exons: 1
Coding region: 1-2466 (821 amino acids)
Biological process (GO): trehalose metabolic process
Molecular function (GO): alpha,alpha-trehalase activity
Source: RefSeq, a predicted model, not a curated record